Molecule: messenger RNA, 3158 nt
Organism: Hyaena hyaena (striped hyena)
Lineage: Eukaryota; Metazoa; Chordata; Mammalia; Carnivora; Hyaenidae
Gene: MSI1
Product: musashi RNA binding protein 1
Exons: 16
Coding region: 84-1355 (423 amino acids)
Cellular component (GO): cytoplasm
Molecular function (GO): RNA binding
Source: RefSeq, a predicted model, not a curated record
CGCGCUCCUCAUCUGCCCCGCGCCGAUCGCUGCCGCCGCCGCCGCCGCCGCCGCUCCGCUGCCCGCGCCGCCCGCGGCUCCCGAUGGAGACUGACGCGCCCCAGCCCGGCCUCGCCUCCCCGGACUCGCCGCACGACCCCUGCAAGAUGUUCAUCGGGGGACUCAGUUGGCAGACUACGCAGGAAGGGCUGCGCGAGUACUUCGGCCAGUUCGGGGAGGUGAAGGAGUGUCUGGUGAUGCGGGACCCCCUGACCAAGAGAUCCAGGGGUUUCGGCUUCGUCACUUUCAUGGACCAGGCGGGGGUGGAUAAAGUGCUGGCGCAAUCGCGGCACGAGCUCGACUCCAAAACAAUUGAUCCCAAGGUGGCCUUUCCUCGGCGAGCACAGCCCAAGAUGGUGACUCGAACGAAGAAGAUCUUUGUGGGGGGGCUAUCAGUGAACACCACGGUGGAAGAUGUGAAGCAAUAUUUUGAGCAGUUUGGGAAGGUGGACGAUGCCAUGUUGAUGUUUGACAAAACCACCAACCGGCACCGAGGGUUCGGGUUUGUCACGUUCGAGAGCGAGGACAUUGUGGAGAAAGUGUGUGAGAUCCACUUCCAUGAAAUCAACAACAAAAUGGUGGAAUGUAAGAAAGCUCAGCCAAAAGAGGUGAUGUCGCCAACGGGCUCGGCCCGGGGAAGGUCUCGAGUCAUGCCCUACGGAAUGGACGCCUUCAUGCUGGGCAUCGGCAUGCUGGGUUACCCCGGUUUCCAAGCCACAACCUAUGCCAGCCGGAGUUAUACAGGCCUCGCUCCUGGCUACACCUACCAGUUUCCCGAAUUCCGUGUAGAGCGGACCCCUCUCCCGAGCGCCCCAGUCCUCCCCGAGCUUACAGAUCUCAGAUUCCAAGAGAAGCCAGAAACCCAGCUUUUCCUCCGGAAUGGAUUUUUCCAUCAUUUUCAAAUGUUGGCAACAGAUUCCAAAUUGUUAAACCACUGCAGGCCAAAUGAAACCCAUUCGAGGGCGAAAUCCAGCCCUCGGGGCUGUCCAUUUGCAACUUCUGAGCAAGUGGAUGAAGCCAUUCCUCUCACUGCUUAUGGACCAAUGGCGGCGGCGGCGGCGGCAGCAGCUGUGGUUCGAGGGACAGGCUCUCACCCCUGGACGAUGGCUCCCCCUCCAGGUUCAACUCCCAGCCGCACGGGGGGCUUCCUAGGGACCACAAGCCCUGGCCCCAUGGCCGAGCUCUAUGGGGCAGCCAACCAGGACUCGGGGGUCAGCAGUUACAUCAGCGCUGCCAGCCCCGCCCCCAGCACCGGCUUUGGCCACAGUCUUGGGGGCCCUUUGAUUGCCACAGCUUUCACCAAUGGGUACCACUGAAGCAGGAGACAGGUGGCAGGAGCGCCCCAGCCUGCAGCUGACUGAGGACCGCAGUGAGCCAGCGAAGGGGGGGCGGGGACACCUCAGCCGCAGCCGCCGCCCCCUCCCCCGCAGCGACUCGGACCGCUACUGCCUGCCCCCCACUCCCUGGGCCCGGCCCCUGCCCUGCUGCCCCUGGACAGCGUCUGGCUCCCCUACUAACCUCCCUCCCUUCCGCCCUUGGCUCCCCUCCCCACCUGCCCCUCUCCUGCCCGCUUUUAUUUAUUUUGGAUUAGCCGGUUGCCCCCCACCCUCCUGGUUCUCCCCUCUCAGGUCUGCGCCCCUCCCCCCUGCCGCGCCCCCAUAGGACCCUCUCCCCAGAAGGCUUUUGUAUUUGUGCAUAGCUAGAGUGAGGGCGGAGGGGGUCUGCUACAGGCCGCAAGCCCUACGCUUGUUUUUUUAUUCUGAUUUCCCUUCCUUUUCUCUUUCCUUUUUUUUUUUUUUUUUAAAGAAACCGUUUUUUAAACUAUUUCUAGGUUUGUGAAUGUGAAGCCCCAGGCCGCAGGGGGCCAGGGGCCAGGUGCCCCCCACCAGCUGAGAACAAAAUGUAUGUCUAUGCGGGUGUGGGCCCCUGGCCACCUCCCUCCAGCCCUGGAAAGGAGGCCAGGGUUGUGUCGGCCAGGCCACGCCCCUGGAACCAUCCCGUCCUGUAUCAUAUGUAAAUACUGCGAGGUGAAGCCUCUCCCCCUCUCGAAGACCCCUUGGGGGUGAGGGCAUUGCCUCGCCCCACCCGGCAAAGGCCUCCCCCUGUGUUUCUGUCUCCUCCUCAGACACCGUUACUGUAAGCUUGCAGGCCUCAACUGUGGCCAAGGCAAGCCCGCUCGCUCAGGCCCUAGGGGUCAAGGCCUUGGGCCUGCUCACCCCGAAAACCCAGCAUGGGGGCAAGGGGUGAGGAAAGAGAAGGGCUCGCCCGGAACCACUGCUGGAAAGGAAUUAACUCUCCAAAGGCCUCCCCCCUGUCCCCUACCUAGGUCAGGCCUUCAUGGUUUCUGCUCUGAGCCCCCCAUGAGCGGGCAUCAAGGGGGUACUUGGGAAGGGGCGGACCCCAGGGGAAAGCAAAGGGCUUCUCAGGGAACCCCCACAUUCUCUCACUGAAGUUUCCCAUCAGGAUGGUCCCAUGGCCAGAGCCCCUUAGCAUCCCCGAGCCCCCGAGCCCCCUUCAAAGGAAAAAGGGGCUCAGUGUCUGACUCUUCAUGAACAUGAGUGACCUGGCUGGCAUGGCAGGGCCGAGGCCCGCCUCCCUGUUGUUGACCCUCCCUCUGUGUCCCUCCCCCCCAGGUCUGAGGCUGGGGACCUAAGCUCUCUUCCCCAUCAUGGUUCCCAUCCCCGAAAACCCCUUUGGAGAGUUAAUUGUCUGUGUGAGGUGCUUAACCUAUUAGCCCUGAGAACACAAAGCAAUAAUCUUUGUUACUGAGAUGCGCGGCUGUUCGUGGUUUUGUUUUUUUUUUUAAUGUUUCCUAAUAAAAGAGAAGCUGCAUUUUAUUGGUUUUUAUUUUUAAUUUUCUACACGUUUGAGCUGAGUCAUGAGAGGCUCAGCUUCCUUCUCCUCCCCUUCCUGUGACCCCGCCCCACCCCGCUGGGCCCACCUAUGGGCUCAGGGCCCUGGAAUUCCGUUUUCUGAUUUGUUUGGGGAAUUUUAAAAAAAAGAUGUUACAUGGUGUUUUGAAGCCAGCAAGUUACCACCCUCCGGUGUCUCUUCUCUCCACAUCUGUAACUUCUUUUUCCAGGUUUUAUUUUCAGUUUUAAAUUCCUAAUAAAUUAUUU